GUAACAUAGUCACCCAUCACACACCGUCUCAGCUGAGCUACCAAAGGCUGUAAUUAUUAUAGUCUUCCUUCUACCGUUUGUCGUUGAUGAAAGAUUAAGAGGAAAUAUUUAUUCGACUUCAAGCAAGUAUGGACAAGUUGCGCAAGGCUCUGAGUGGCCGGGAUGCCUCUGAAGAACAGGAAGCGGAGGAAAGAGGAAAUAUCAUCACUCAGACAGAAGACACGCCACUCUUGCGUGUGAUUGACACCAACAGUCUCAGCUGGAGCACCAGAAUCAAAGGCUUUGCAGUUUGCUUCGGCCUUGGAUUUUUAUUCUCAAUCUUGGGAACAGCAUUUCUUUUCUUGCCAAGAGGACUUGUCUUGUUUACAGUUUUCUAUACACUUGGAAAUGUUAUGGCAAUUUCAAGCACGUGCUUCCUGAUGGGUCCUAUAAACCAGUGUAAGAAGAUGUUUGCCAAGACUCGUAUAAUUGCUACGAUUAUCAUGAUUUUAGCCUUGAUUAUGACUCUUAUAGCAGCCCUAGUGAUUCACAAGAAAGCUCUCGCCAUUUUGAUGGUGGUCAUCCAGUUCUGUGCCAUGACGUGGUAUUCUCUGUCAUACAUACCUUACGCUCGAGAUGCUGCCAAGAAGUGCUUUGGAUCAUGCCUUGAUGUCUGAGGGAUUUGUUUUGAAGGUGCUGAAGUUUGAUAUUUAUCCUAUGAUAUUGUUAUAUCUCAUAUGUGAUUGUGGAACUCAGUCAUGGGAGUUUAUUCUUGUAAAGAGACUUUUUUCUACUACUAAUCUGUAAAAUUCUGAAUAAAAUUUUGCACUUCAACUAGGUAAAAAGAUAAUGAAUAUAUUUUUGUAAUAUAAUACAGUACAGUAUUUAAAUUCAAUUAAGUAAAAAUAAAACAUUAAUUACUGUAAAUUCUUAAAGUACCGUAAUUUGACAUGAAUUAUAUUAAUACAGUAGUAAUUGCUGGAGUUUAAAACUACAAUCAUCUAUGAAGAUUUGAAGUAUCAACACAACUGUUAACUUGUUAUUUUGAGAAACUUUUGUCAUUUUUCUUUAUUUUUCUCUCCACAUAUUUUUUUCUAACUAUUUAAUAAGUUAUCUUGGGACCAUAAUUAAUGAUAUCUAAUUUAACCAAAUAUACAUAAAUGUUUUGAGUUGAUCCUUUACACUUUUUUGUCUAUAUAUAUAAAUGUUUAGCUGCUCAUGUGGUGUGGACAGGUUGAAGGAAUGUGAGGAAUGAGAUAAAAUGAUGGGGAGGAUGAACACCCAGGAAUCAACAGUGUGCAGAAAGGAAGAGAGAGAGGAAGAUAGUAGAGUGAUGCUUGGAGAAUGUUCAUAUACUGACUUCUCUGGAAGGACGGAUAAAUCUAAUUUGGAUUAUGUAUAACAUUUUGGAAGCAUAUGAGGUGGCUAGGAAGCUAAGCAUAACCUUUGAUGGAGUUGUGGCGUACAGUACAUAUCUUCCUCCAUGAUGAAUUGAAGAAUCUAAAAUUAACAGAAUUAGAGGUAAGGUGGGAGGUAGAGAAUGUGGGAAAUGGAAGAAUAGUGUCUGAGAAAGAGAGUUGGGUGAAGUUAUAGGUAAUCCUCCAAAGGGAUUACCCAGCUAGAUGAAGUACAGUAUGUAAUAAACACCUGAGUUAUGGUCAGGUAUAUAUUUGUUAUCAUCCAUUAUUAGUUAUUUACUUCGGUAUGUAAAAAUACAUAAUAGAUAUUAUAAAAAAAUUAAUGUGUUGGCUAGUCAGGGAGAAUUUUUGUCCACCAUUGGUAUCUCGUUUAUUUGCUGUUCUGUUACCCAUUUAAAUAUUUUCAUCCAUUUUUUAUAUUGUUGCAUUGAUAGUCUAAUUUUAACUUUUCAUAUGUUAACUAGAUUGUGAGCUUGUGUAAUGGAAGGCAGUAAUUGGCUACUGUGCUCCUCUUUGGGAGUCAAACCCACAUUAAAAGGAAAAAGAUUU
Molecule: messenger RNA, 1946 nt
Organism: Homarus americanus (American lobster)
Lineage: Eukaryota; Metazoa; Arthropoda; Malacostraca; Decapoda; Nephropidae
Product: vesicle transport protein SFT2A-like
Exons: 6
Coding region: 129-656 (175 amino acids)
Biological process (GO): vesicle-mediated transport
Cellular component (GO): membrane
Source: RefSeq, a predicted model, not a curated record